UGGGGUUCUUAGGUAGUUGCCUACUAAUUCUUUCUUUUUUCUCUUCGCCGGGCUGACACUCUUCUCAUCUCCUCACCACCAAACGGUGCGCUCGUUUUCUUUCAUGGAUGCAAGGGUUUAUUUCUUUUUCCUUUCUAUCUAAAUGAUAUUCUCUCGUUGUCAUCAGUGAUUAAAUCUCUCUUAAUUGUCCUCCCCCCUCCCCUAUAAUAGUUGUCACAUCGGACGGGACGCUGGUGCAAUGUCUCAAUAGCCAAACCCCCCUCCUUCCUCUUGCGUUCUUUGUUAGUCCCGGUCUUUCAUUUCGGACGUCAUCCUCUCCGUUGGAAUCGCUUCAUUCUCUCGUCAUUCAUUCACCCAUCAUCCGUCGUGUAGAUCGCUGGCGCCCAAUUCCGACCGUGGCGCGCCAAUAUGCACUGUCAGGCUCCUCAGCGAAUUGCGUCCCGCUUCUCCCUGUACCUGUUGGCGACCAUCGCGAUAACAUCUGUCGCAGCAUCGGCGCUGCCUUCAGACGCUCAAUCGGACCCGUCACCUUUCCAGGGUGGAGAGAUCGUCGGUGUUGAUCAACAAGACCGAUCCGAUGGAGCUCCACCACAAGAUCAGGCACCGUGGGAGCAUCUGAUCGCCCACGAGGGGAAUCGGGGAAAGCAGGACUCGGACAAAGAGGGCGCGCACCAAUCGCAUUCGGACGCAUCAGAGGAAGAAAUUGGCGAAUACGACCUGUCCCUAUCGGGUCUGACACGGCGAUCCCCCAUCGACACAUCCACCAUCGACUCGGUUCCCCUACCGUUCGAUACCAGCAUCCUCAAGAAUUUCACUGUCGCAAGUUGCCCCAAGUUCUUCAAAAAAUUCCUCAACGAUAAGUCCAUCAAUGACUGCCAUGGCAUCUCCCUACUCCUGCACGACUCCACCUCUUUCUUUCACACACUCUCUUCGGCGCCCGCCACCUCCCGGAUUUUGGAUCAGUCCUGUAACGCGGACGUCAAAAAAUGUUCCACCACCAUGCGCAAAAUGGCCAAGGAUCUGAUCAAAGAUGACCACUGCGGGAAGGACUACCGAAACGGCAACCCGAACAUCGUCAAUGCAUACACCGACCUGAUCAUCUACGAGCCCGUCUAUCGCGCAAGCUGCCUCAAGAACCCGGACACGAAGGACUACUGUUUCGUCGACGCUGUCAAAAACCGAUCCAACGCGGCCAACUACGAUAUUUACUCCCUGCCAUACGGCGUCUCUCUUCUCAAAGACCCUUAUCCAGACUGUAACGAAUGCGUGCAGGCCUCUCUCGAUAUUUUCGGCCGGUGGGCAGAGGUCGAUGGCCAACCCCUCACGCGAUCGUAUCUGCAAUCGGCCAAAAACAUGAACGAAAAAUGCGGCGCGAAAUUCUCUAACACGAACAUCACGGCCGGCAGCGCUAAGAUGACCUCUGGGGCGUGGGAGACCGUCGGUCGGCCUGACGUGGCUCUGGUGAGCUGCUUCAUGGCACUCUGUCUUGGUGUCGCCUUCAUGGGCAUGGUGUAGAUUUUCCUUUCCCUUAGCUGGAUCCAUCCUGGUUCGAUCCUGUCCAUUUCAACAAGAAAGAGAUCGAAGAGGAGCACUCGCUUCCGUCCGGUCUCGCCAGCUGUCUUUACUAUCAGUUCACCUUGCAUGAAUACAGUUCUGACACGAAGUUUUUUUUCGGCUCCUUUCGGAUUAUGGUGGUAGAUAUGACAGCGAUUGCUUCUUCUUCUUCUUUUUUUCUUCAUUAACUUUUCUUCUUCUGUUUAUUUUUACUGUUCACUUUUUCUCUGAUGGAUAUAAGAUCUUAGCAUGUUUGACUUGAUUAGCAGAUACAGCGACAUCGCAUUCUAUUUCAUUUAAUACCACCACUUUUUUCUUUCACAUUACCAAAUAUUUCCAAUCCAACUAUCCAU
Aspergillus candidus is the source of this 1907-nucleotide messenger RNA. RefSeq lists its product as uncharacterized. The record is from RefSeq and is a predicted model, not a curated record. The transcript has a single exon. The coding region runs from base 409 to 1515 and encodes 368 amino acids. NCBI's taxonomy places the organism in Eukaryota, Fungi, Ascomycota, Eurotiomycetes, Eurotiales, Aspergillaceae.